Molecule: messenger RNA, 513 nt
Organism: Cylicocyclus nassatus
Lineage: Eukaryota; Metazoa; Nematoda; Chromadorea; Rhabditida; Strongylidae
Source: the annotation of a GenBank genome assembly
AUGACCGUGAUAGAUGGUUUGACAACUGGUGGUAUCCAACUUCAUGGCGCAAGUACUGGUACCGUGGAGGAGAUAACUUCCGCCAAUGGUGGUACAGAUAUUACUAUAACCAAUGGCGCGAACGCGAAUGGCAGAGACCUGAGGAUCGCGAUAGAUGGUAUGACAGGGAAAGAUGGUGGUGGCGCCCUGAAGAAUACGACAGACGUGGAUGGUACGACCGAUAUGACCGAUGGUACAGAAGAUGGUCACCCGAAGACGCCUAUGAUUGGUGGUACAACAAGUGGAGAAGUGAAUGGUAUCGCCGUUCAGAGUCACGUCCGUGGUGGUACAGAUGGAACGGGUGCUAUGAAUGCUAAUGAUUUUACAAGUGAAGAAAUGACUGGAAGAAGUGGUGAGCUUAAGUUUAUUCUAUCUACUAAAAAAGCUCUAGAUGUGGCUCGUCGACUGUUUGUUGCGGAUAGCGAACUGGGAACAUUUUAUCCAAUAUGGGAUUUUAGUAUUUAUUAUGCAUGA